GUAAUGUGGCGGCUAGACUGGAGUGCGGCCAGCCGAACGCAACCCUUCAGCUGACACUGUCCCCGGGCGAUAAAGCGUGAAACGUGAAACAUUCUGCUUUCGGCACUAUUGGAUCGGUCCGCAAAAAUCGGCCUUCCGGAGCUGCAAGUUUGUUGAUCCUAAUGUUGCCGGGCCACUUCACGAGCGAACGUUUGACAUAAAACGCGACGGUGCGCGAGCGAGAAAACAACACCAAACCGCGAGAAACGGAAUCCGCGGACGCGAAACACAUACACAAGCGCGAACACGAACCGGCAAUCCAAAACGCGCACGAACUUUUCACGGCAGCGAAAUCAAAUGUCAAAACAGUGCAGUGCUGCCAGCAGCGACGAGUGAGAACAGUUGUUCAACAAGCAAUUGUGUUUACAUUCUUCGCGGCACCAUGAGCGAAGCGGCAGAAAGUUUAGAAGCACAAAAUGACCGGCCACAAGCCGAAUCCGAAGGUACGGAACGAAUCAACGGGGACGAUGCGGCACGGGACGCACAAGCUGAGGCGAUUCCGAUGCAAACCGACGAACCAACGACUUCGGCUGUGCAUUACAAGCGGACGGUAGAGAGCGACUUCUUCGGCGAUCGAACGUGCAUCGAAUUGGCUCGCUGCUCCUGGGACCGGCCGGUGCGCCAAAACUACUUGCAAGGUUGCCGUUGGUCCCCGGACGGAACGUGCGUUCUGACGGCGGUCAACAACGAUGGGAUGCACGUUGUUGAAAUGCCGACUGACCUGUACGUCGCGGAAACGGUGUCGGAAGACCGCCCGGUCGACAUCCUGACGUCGGCGGUGCAUGUGAAGGAAGGUGGCCUCGUGUACGACUUCGCCUGGUACCCGGCGAUGAACAGCGGCUACCCGGAGACCUGCUGCUGGAUCGCUUCCCGCCAGCAUGAACCGAUCCAAAUGUGGGAUGCAUUCACCGGUGCGUUGCGUUGCUCGUACAAAGGCUACGAUCAGUACGACGAGGUGGAAGCUGCCCUAUCGCUCGCCUUCUCCCCGGUCGAUGGGUCCACCAUCUACGGUGGCUACAAAAAGUCACUCAAAUCGUUCGACGUCAACAUUCCGGGGCGCGAAACGUCUACUUGGCGCACGAAAUCAACCGCGUCGUGCAUGGCGAUAGCAUCGUCGAUGCCGGACACGAUCAUUUUCGGAUCGUGGAACCGUAGCAUCUCGGUGUUGGACAGCCGGUCCGGCGAGAUACUGCCGGUGGGUAACUACACGCCCGCAAACAGUCACACGGCCGGUGUGACGUGGCUUGGAUUCGCACCCGACACGGAGGACCAGUUCGUUUCCGGAGCGCGGAAGGACCCAAAAGUUUUACUCUGGGACGUUCGCAACCUCACGGUGCCGGUACGCACACUGUACCGGACCUGUGCAACCAACCAGCGGAUCUAUUUGGACUUUUCCACCCAGGGCCACUGGUUAGCAAGUGGCGACACGGGCGGUACACUUCACGCGUGGAACCUGCGCGACGCAGAGAACGAUCGUUCGAAGGAAUUGCAGUUUCCCCUUCACCGGGACUGUCUCAAUGGUGUCUCGUUCCAUCCGCACGCACCGGUACUGGCGACAACUAGUGGUCAGUAUCACUUCAGCCACCCGACUGGAGACGACGAAGAUGAUCAACCGGCCGACUAUGGAAUUUCGAUUCCUGCUACGCCGCCUGCGAAUAGCCAAAAGCGGGAAAAUUACGUAGAAAAUUCACUUAGCCUCUGGUGGAUCGGUAAAGCGGUUCUUUCGGAAGAAUGAGGAGAUCCCCGGCGGAAAUCAGAGGUUUCUUCGAUAGUUUUGAUACUGUUAUUAUUUUUCUCUCGUUAUUGUGUUUGCAGCAGCUUGUAGCAGCCGCUUGCUCGAGAGCCACUGUGGCCGUCCUCUAUUCCUCUUCCUCCGCGAGCCUGUAACCACGGCCUACGAUUAAAUAGUGUUUAAGUCCAUAUGUACAACGAAGAGAAAUAACAAGUUGGGAUUAAUAAAGAGAAACGAACGAACUGAACGCCGCGCGCGCCAUAAC
Molecule: messenger RNA, 2036 nt
Organism: Anopheles bellator
Lineage: Eukaryota; Metazoa; Arthropoda; Insecta; Diptera; Culicidae
Gene: WDR79
Product: telomerase Cajal body protein 1 homolog
Exons: 1
Coding region: 422-1774 (450 amino acids)
Biological process (GO): Cajal body organization
Cellular component (GO): Cajal body
Molecular function (GO): RNA binding; protein binding
Source: RefSeq, a predicted model, not a curated record